Miscanthus lutarioriparius is the source of this 819-nucleotide messenger RNA. NCBI's taxonomy places the organism in Eukaryota, Viridiplantae, Streptophyta, Magnoliopsida, Poales, Poaceae. The record is from the annotation of a GenBank genome assembly.
AUGGCGGACGACGAGCAGGCGGAGAAGAAGGAGGAGGUCCCCGAGCUUGCUCCUUUUGAUCCAACCAAGAAAAAGAAGAAGAAGAAGGUGGUGAUACAAGAGCCAUCAGAUGAGGUGGAUAACUUGGCAGAGAAGACUGAGAGUUUGACUGUAGCUGAGUCUAGUGAACCAAGCUUUGCGGGCACGAAAAAGAAGAAGAAGAAACAUGUGGAACUUGAUCCUUCUCUUACUGAGACCGGAGAUGGUGAUGACGCUGGAGACGAUCAAGUUAGAGAGGAUGAAGAAGGAGAAGGGAUUGUGCUCAGUGGUGCUGCUGCCACCAGAUACCCUUGGGAAGGAACUGACAGAGAUUAUAAGUAUGAAGAGCUGCUUGGCAGAGUAUUCAAUAUUCUACGUGAGAACAACCCGGAUCUUGCUGGUGAUAGAAGAAGAACCGUUAUGAGGCCCCCUCAAGUCCUCAGGGAAGGAACAAAGAAGACAGUUUUUGUGAACUUCAUGGACUUGUGCAAAACAAUGCAUAGGCAACCAGAACAUGUGAUGAUGUUCUUGCUUGCUGAGAUGGGAACUAGUGGAUCCCUGGAUGGGCAACAAAGGUUGGUUAUCAAAGGAAGAUUUGCGCCAAAAAAUUUCGAAGCAAUACUUAGGAGAUAUAUCAAUGAAUAUGUCAUAUGCAAUGGCUGCAAGAGUCCGGAUACCAUUCUUUCUAAAGAGAACAGGCUGUUCUUCCUCCGAUGCGAACAGUGUGGUUCGUCGAGGUCUGUUGCUCCCAUCAAGGCUGGAUUCGUUGCCCAAGUCGGCCGUCGUAAGGCUGGAUCUUGA